Molecule: messenger RNA, 3327 nt
Organism: Enhydra lutris kenyoni (northern sea otter)
Lineage: Eukaryota; Metazoa; Chordata; Mammalia; Carnivora; Mustelidae
Product: zinc finger protein 57-like
Exons: 1
Coding region: 190-798 (202 amino acids)
Biological process (GO): regulation of transcription by RNA polymerase II
Molecular function (GO): DNA-binding transcription factor activity, RNA polymerase II-specific; RNA polymerase II cis-regulatory region sequence-specific DNA binding
Source: RefSeq, a predicted model, not a curated record
CCGUUCUCCCUUGCUCAACAUAAAAAGAGUCACACAGCAGAAAAAACUUAUGAAUGCAAGCAGUGUGGCAUAGCCUUCCGCGGGUUUGCCAGUCUUACUAGACACGUGAGAACCCACACUGGGGAGAAGCCACAUAAGUGUAAGGAAUGUGGGAAAGCCUUUAUUUAUCCUUCCACCUUUUGAAGACACAUGAUAACACACACUGCAGAGAAGCCCUAUAAGUGCAGACAGUGUGGGAAAACCUUCAGUUAUCCCCAGUCUUUCCAAGGACAUGAAAAGACACACACUGGAGAGAAGCCCUAUGAGUGUAAGGAAUGUGGGAAAGUCUUCAGUUGGCCUGAAACCUUCCGAGUACAUGUGAGGGUUCACACUGGGGAGAAGCUGUAUAACUGUGAGUUCUGUGGGAAAGCUUUCAGUUCCCCCAAGUCCUUCCAGGGGCACAUGAGAACCCACACUGGGGAGAAACCUUACGAGUGUAAACAGUGUGGAAAAGCCUUCAGUUGGCCCUCAACCUUUCGAGAACAUGUAAGAAGCCACACUGAGGAGAAACUGUAUAAAUGUGAGAAUUGUGGGAGAGCCUUCACUUCUUCCAGAUCCUUCCAAGGCCAUGUGUGGACUCACACUGGAGAGAAGCCUUAUGAGUGUGCACAAUGUGGGAAAGCCUUUAGUUGGUCCUCAUCAUUACAAAAGCACGUGAGGAUGCACACUGGAGAGAAACCCCACAAAUGUAAACAAUGUGGGAACGCCUUUAAGUGGCCCUCAUCCUUUCGAAACCACAUGAGGAUGCACACUGGGUAGCAGCCCCAGAAAUGCACGUAAUAUUGGAAGAAUCUCUGUUAGGCCAUGCUUUCUAGAGAGAGAUUCAGUAACUGUAAGUAAUGUUGGAAUAUCUUGCACUAAUUCAUGUAUUAUACUCCGGGAAGGAAAUAUGGAAGUUGUAAACAUGGUAUUGUGUUUGUCAUUACCUCAUUUAACCCUGGACCCCGAAAUAGUGAGUUUCCGGUUCUUUCACAAAUAAGUGCUCAUGUAAGAACUCUUAAGUCCUCCUUCAGCGAGGGUGUGGAAGUUUGAAAAGUGUUUUGUUUUUUUGCCCGAUUUUUCAAUUAAUACCAUUUUCUUUCUUGGUAGUUUAUUUGUGCUACAGUAGUGUGAAGUGUGCUUUUAUGUGACACAGAGUUUAAUUCCUACAUAAUGUACUGUAGUGUGAGUGCGUGACAGUGAGCAUCAGAUUAUAACGCAGCACCUGACAGCACUGCACUGCUGCGGCUUCUGUGUCAAAGACCUCCAUGUGGACUAAACGUAGUUGGCUGUAGACUGCGGCUACCAGCAGAACCACCCAGUACAGAAGCAGGCCACCCUCCACCAGUGAAGUUCCUACUAAAGAGUCAACCUGCAAAACCCUGGGCAUCCCACCCUUGACCCCAAAACAGGCAGAACACCAGGUCCGCAUUCACUCUCUUACAGCCUUGCUGUGUGGCCCCAGGUGUGCUGUGUACUUCCCAGGACUUGAGAGUAAUAAACCUUGUCCUUCUGGGUUCCAUGAUGGCUAUUGCUAAGGUGCGUCUUCCAAUUAUAAUAAGAACCACGGGGAGUGGAGGUAGGAACAUACUUCACGCUUCAUUUCUUGAUGGUUAAAAGGUUUAGGCCACGCGGUAUGCACUUAUGACUAAAUGGCCGUCACAGAGCAGGGCUUUCCAGUGCUUUGCACAUGGGUGUGGGUGUUUGAACGUCCUGGUGGCAGAACUGCAGGCUGCACUCGUGACCAGCUCUGGGGGCAGUGGGCCACUCCACUGGCCUCUCUUGCAUGCCAGCCGGGAUCUUGAUUGGUGGCUAUGAUGUUAACACUGUAAAUGCUGACUUUACUACUAGGGGUCUGAGUAAAUUUUCAGUGAUUAGGAAAAGUGGGUUUAGCAGUCUUUGUUUAUGCCCCUUGCACCAGGAUGGAUGGAGUAAAAUGGACAUAAAUGUUUAAUGUUUACAGUUAUCAUAAACAGUACUGCAGUCAUCUGAUACACACUGUUGUAUUGCUGAUUGUAAUUCCCACCCAAAGCUGUUCAUUUGGGGAGAGCACAGCUCAGGCACAGUGGCCUCUCCACCCACUCCUGACAUCGGGCUCAUGGGGUUGACGCCCUGCGGAGUUGUGCUCUGCUUCCUGGCAGCCUGAGCCACCUUCCCUCCCCUUUAUCCUGGAGCAGACACUGUACUAAGGUGAUGGAGACAUCUCCAGAAACAUCGUCAUCUCUGGGCCACAUCAGGACAAAAUGAAUGAAAGGUUGUGCAAAUCUAUUUUUGAAGACUUAACAUUUCAUCUUAAAUGGGAUGUGUCUGGGAAAGUGGUAGGAAAACAUUUUUGUGUGGAAAUGCUUUUAUUCCUCUUCCAUACAGCCCUCAGCCCUUGCACAGGAAAGGUCUGGAUGAGAGUGGGGGCUUGUGUCUUGCUUUCCCAACGUGGGCCCACGGGCCUAUUCCUCUUAUCCUUCUGUGAGAAAUCUUGGCAAUGAUUGUGACCGUGUGCUGAGUCCUGUACUUUGGGAAUGCUGUGGCUACAAGACAAAAGACCAGCCAGUCUUCCCAGUGGGACCCUGUUUGGGGCAUCCUUAUCCUUGGGCACCAGCAGUGUGUCUCUCCAGCGCCCGUCCUGAGAUCUCUCCCAGCUCUGAAGUUCCCACCUCAAGAACAGAUGUGUCCUCCUCCUGAGAAGCACCACUGGAGAUGCACACCUGCUUCCAUUAGGGAGCAGGUCCCUAAGGCUGGAAACAGUGGCAGGAUCCAUGUCACAAGCCACAGCAAUCCCCAGAGCCAUACAGUCAGCUCAACACAUGCACAAUCACAUACAACAGUGUCAGAACUACCAAGGAUAUCACAAAGGUACAUCAUGUGCCCAGCCACCCAAUGUCCCUCAGUCACCCACUACUGGUUCUCUUGCACAGCCCAGCCUGACCACUUUCUUUGUAAAACACCAAAGAGAAACAUACGUGGGGAGAACAUAAAAACUACUCAUUCUCCAGUUUCAACUUAAAUAUUCUUUGAAACAUUAUUAUUUUCUCAUUAUUUUAGUAUUUCAAGUAUUUCAAAUUGUUACCACCUUUUUCAAACUCAGGGAGACAUGCAUGGACGGAUGUGGUAACUUUUUAACGGCACAAACCUUAACCUUAUCAUCAACCUUAACAGCAUAUGGUUCCCCUCAGCAGCAGUGCCUUUUCUUGGACAGUAACAGUAAUUAUCAUACAUUAAAGUAAUCCAGCGCACGAAAAAAGGCAUCCCAAGGGGAAUUUAAAGGUACUUGAGAGAAAUGAAAAGGAAAAUAAAACUUACCAAAACAUACAG